Messenger RNA from Phalaenopsis equestris, 800 nucleotides. RefSeq lists its product as uncharacterized. The coding region runs from base 371 to 781 and encodes 136 amino acids. The record is from RefSeq and is a predicted model, not a curated record. The transcript has a single exon. Lineage: Eukaryota; Viridiplantae; Streptophyta; Magnoliopsida; Asparagales; Orchidaceae.
GUCCCUGCUCUCAGGUCACGUCUGACCCUGCACCACCACCUGACUAAAUUCCACCUGAAACCAGCAAUUUUAAACCCACCCAGCAACCACCACCAACCUGUUCCUCACUGCAGCCGAAUAGACUUCUCUGCUCUGCUUCCAUUUCAAUCCAAAGCCUAUACUGUCAGGUCGUCUUUUUGCAGGGAAUAGCUACGCAGAAACCGUACUCUCGUUAUCCAAUCCCUCUCUUCCAACAUCUUUGCUUCCCGGGAUUCAGGCCUCAAUCCCUUUCCCUUUAGGGGAAAUCGCUGCCACUUUCCCCUUCCCCUUCCCCCUUUUCCACUCUGUGCUCAUCGCUCUCUAUAAAAAUCCCAUCUUUGGAGCUCGUGAGAUGAGCGGGUUAAUCUACAUGGAGGAAGAGUUUGAGGAGGAGGAGGUUUGGGCAAUGGAGAGGGGUAAGAAGAAUGAGAGUCCUAAGGUAAGAAAGCACAAAAAUGCCUCCUUUUCGUCCCAAUCUGGCUCUAACAAGAUACCGAGAUCGAAGUCCGUUGGAGAACAGAGCAGGCAGUCUGUGCCUGUCAAUAUACCCAAUUGGUCCAAGAUCUGUAACAGAAACGGGGAGGAGGAGGAAGAAGAUGAGGAGGAAGACAAGUUGCCUCCCCAUGAAUGGCUUGCGAGGAAGAUGGCGAGGAGCCAGAUUUCUUCUUCUUCGGUUUGCGAGGGUGCGGGGAGGACUCUGAAGGGAAGGGAUCAGCGCAGGGUGAGGGAUGCUGUGCUCACCAGGACUGGAUUUCUGGAGUAGAGAAGAACCUCCUGGUACU